AUGCCCAACGAGGACAAAAUGUCGCCCCCCUCAGUAGACGACAACGACAGUCUCUCUCCCACCAACUCCCGGGGAGAUGACGACGAGAACAGCCAACACCCCCGCAAACGCCAGCGUGUGCGUCUCAGCUGUCUAGAGUGCCGCCGAAGAAAGCUCUCUUGUGACCGUGGCUAUCCGUGCCAGCGGUGCUUGAAGAGCGGUACUCCUGACCGCUGCACCUACGAGACCAAAUCUGGUGUCGUUCUGAACGCCAGCUCAGGAGUCCCCCCCGCGUUUGCCCAGCUGGACUCUCGGAGGAACGGUGAACUGGCCAUGGGCGGCACCAAGGAAACCGACAUGUCCCUGGUCCGGGAGGCGGCCAAGGACCACGACCGCAUCCGCCGUCUUGAGCUGGAAGUCGCUCAGCUCAAGACUCAACUCACCCGACAGGCCAUGUCCAGCUUCGAUGGCAGCACAGUUGCCGGCACGAACUCACCGCACACUCAGAAGGAUGAGUCUACCGACACGCCUGCCAAUGAUCCAUGCGCCAACACUCACCAAAUGGAGAAGUGCUGGCAUCAGUACAGCGACGGUGGCGCCAAUUCAGAGCUCCGCUUUUUCAGAGGCAAGGAAUUCAGGACGAGGUAUUUCGGUCCUCACAACGCCACGAUGGCGUUCAUCGAGUUGACUGGCCUGUGUCCCUUCAUGAAGGAGACAGCAGAUGAAUGGCUGAAGCCAGUGAAGGCUCAUGACCGCAAGGAUCGUAAGAAGCGCAAGGAGGACCGCGACAAGUUUUACGCUCAGCCUGACCCACGGCUGGAGGCUCUUCUGCCGCCCAAGGAGCAAGUCGAUGCCCUGGUUGAGGUCUACAUUGACCAGUUCGAGCAAAUGCACCGCAUCAUUCACAUCCCCACCUUCAGGAGGGAGUACUCGGAAUUCUGGGAGAACCCUGCCGAGUCCCGCUAUGCCGCCUUCACCGCCCUUGUCUUGGCCAUCAUUGCGGUUGCAAACUGCAUCCACACUCACGAGUCUAUGAGGUUCACGGGUAUGAUCUCCAAUGCCCAGACCACCGCCGAGAAGUACAUCAAAGCCGUCGAGGAAUGGCAGGACAAGCAGAGCGUGAAGCACCGAAAGCUCAUCCACUACCAAAUCGCAUGCCUCUUGUAUCUUGGCAAGCGCGUCAACACGGUCAAGAAGAAGCGCUUCUGGACGAAUUCGGGAGCUCUUAUCCAGGAUGGAAUUUCAGUUGGCCUCCACCGUGAGCCCAGCCAUAUGUCCGGCAAGAUCUCAGUCUACAACCAGGAAAUGAGGAGGAGGAUAUGGGCGACGGUGCAGGAAUUCGACAUGCAGGCCUCCUUUGACCACGGUCUGCCAACGCUUGUUAGCCAACUGCACUACGACGUGCAGCCCCCGAGGAAUUUGGAUGACGAGGACUUUGACGAGGACACCACUCAGCUUCCCCCCUCGAAGCACGGAAAGGAGUACACUUUCUCCUCGUACCAGAAUCUUGCUCGUCAGAGUCUGCCCCUGCGCAUGGAGUUGAGCAGGCUAUUGUGUGGUCCACCUGGGGAAAUCGACUACGAUCAAGUCAUUAGGUAUACCAACGACAUUACCCACGAGAUCGACUCCUUGCCAUCUUGGGAGCACAACAACAACAACACCCACGGCGGCAAGCGUCCGCUCCUCGCCUACACCCUCCUCCACGUCCAGCUCCGCCAGUACAUUAUUCCUCUCCACCAACCCUUCCUCAAGCUGCGAAAGUCAAACGCAAAGUACCAGUACUCCGAAAUCAUCUACUACAACGCCGCCCGAGACAUCGUGCUCCUGCACGACAAGCUCUACGAGCAGGGCAUCCGCUGCCUAAACUUCCUUCGCGAAGACACCCUCACCACCGCCGUCAACCUCUGCAGUGUCACGAUGCUGCAGCCCCGCGGCUCAACCAACAUGAUCAUGAUCAACUCCCAGCACACGGUGAAGCUGCUCGAGAAAUGUCUUUUGAUGAAGGAAGACAGGCUGCUGCGGACCGGCAACAACGAGCCAUGGGGAUACUCCAUUAUGUGCUCAUCCCUUGGCCUGCUCGAGGCCCAUCUGGGCACGAAGACGACGGAGCAAGCCAAGGCGUCGUCCGCGGAACGCUUUGUCAACUUGCACUACAAGCUCCUGGCGAACCAGGAGCCGCCGGUAUCGAGCCAGCAAUCGGAGCUCUCCAAGAUCCCCGGCCUGGAGGUCCCCGAAAGACCAAAGUCCGUCACGCCCUUCUCCUUCCAGGGGUACCCGUCGUCUCACAACACGGUCGACGGACUGCUGCCUCAACCGCUACCUUGGAUGUCAUCGUCCAUGGAUCCGCAGGUGAGUCUUCACGGAGACUUCUCCCCAGCACUCGUUGCUGACAGUGUGUUGGCGGCAAAGACGCAGCAGCAGUCGUUCAAUCCCGACUUUAGUCUUGAAGCUCUGGGAUUGAAUUUGAACGAGUUGUGGGGAGAGUCUUCGUCUCAGAGAUCUUCUUAUCUAAUACCGCACAUCCGGCAGCACCAACCCGAUCCCUUCUUCACCUCAAGCUUGACUUUCGACAAGUCAUCCCCAAAAGUCACAAUGGCCCCUUCCGUCCUCCGCCUCGCCUCGUGGCUUGCUGCCGCCGCCAGCUUCGUCUCCGCGGCCCCCAUCCAGGCCCGUGCUGUCAUCGACCACGAUGCCGUCGUGGGCUUCUCUGAGACCGUCCCCUCAGGCACCGUCGGUGCUCUGUACCUCAAGUACAAGCCCUACCUCAAGGUCGUGAACGGCUGCGUUCCCUUCCCUGCCGUUGACGCCGCCGGCAACACUGGCGGCGGCCUCGCUACCUCCGGCUCUUCCAACGGGGGCUGCUCCUCCUCCACCGGCCAGGUGUACGCCCGCGGCGGCUCCUACAACGGCGCCUACGCCAUCAUGUACUCCUACUACAUGCCCAAGGACUCCCCCUCGUCCGGCCUCGGCCACCGCCACGACUGGGAGAACACCGUCGUCUGGCUCUCCGCCGCCUCCGACUCGGCCACCGUCCUCGGCGUCGCCGUCUCCGCCCACGGCGAGUACGACACCAAGACCUCCGGCAUCAGCUGGACCGACACCACGCACCCGCGCGUCGGCUACCAGAGCAUCUGGCCCGUCAACCACCAGAUGAUCUUCACCAGCGACCAGGGCGGCCAGCAGCCCCUCAUCGCCUGGGAGUCGCUCACCGACGCCGCCCGCAUCGCGCUCGAGAACACCGACUUUGGCAGCGCCAACGUGCCCAUGAAGGAGGCCAACUUCAACAACAACCUCGGCAAGGCUGCUUUGUAA
Messenger RNA from Colletotrichum gloeosporioides, 3291 nucleotides. Its product is annotated as Transcription factor yanR. NCBI's taxonomy places the organism in Eukaryota, Fungi, Ascomycota, Sordariomycetes, Glomerellales, Glomerellaceae. Bases 1 to 3291 code for a protein of 1096 amino acids. Gene Ontology annotation, molecular function: RNA polymerase II cis-regulatory region sequence-specific DNA binding; DNA-binding transcription activator activity, RNA polymerase II-specific; zinc ion binding. The record is from RefSeq and is a predicted model, not a curated record. The transcript has 5 exons. Gene Ontology annotation, biological process: DNA-templated transcription; regulation of transcription by RNA polymerase II. Gene Ontology annotation, cellular component: nucleus.